CUGGAACUAAAAAUAUUUUUGACUGACGUGUGUUUGACAAGAGGCCAUCGAAGAAGUAAAAAAAUUGCGGUAGUAGUAUUUAUUUUAUUAAACGCUGUUUAGUGAGCAUUUGGUUGGAUCAUCCGGUAAUCGGCAAUAUAUAAAAGUACAAAGAACUUGAUUCGUAAUAUUAGCAGAAAGAUCUACGAAAAGUGGGCGUCGAGGUCAAUGUGUUAGCAAAACGUUCCUACAAGAGAUCCAAGAGUGCGAUAGAAACUUUUUAGAAGUCAGUCUUGGAAACAGCAAGAAAGAACAUUUAGAAAGUGGCAGCUUACACGUAGCAUUUUUCUUUUUAUUUGUGGACUAAAUAAAAUUUAAACAACACCCGGUGGAGACACCUCUGCUGAGAGAUCAUCACAAUGGUAGUACCGCUGAAUGACAUGCUGCCUUUCGCCAGCGGUGAAAGAAAACUGGCAGCUUGCGUCUUGUUGUUGUUAUUAGAACUAUUUCUAGAAGGCGCCGACGCAGUGUCUAGUCAGGCUGACAUUGAAAACCAUCUGGAGCUGGGCAAAGAAUUUCUAGCGCGUGGACAACUCUCAGAUGCGCUUACACAUUACCAUGCCGCUGUUGAGGGUGAUCCUAGCAACUACUUGACGCUUUUCAAGCGUGGCACUGUUUUUUUGGCGCUGGGCAAGGCGCGUUUCGCCAUUCAAGAUUUUACACGUGUACUGGAACUUAAGCCAGAUUUCACAGCGGCACGAAUGCAACGCGGUAUUGUGCAUUUAAAGAGUGGAGAGUUCGAGUUAGCCGCGGAAGACUUCGAGCUUGUGUUACAAGAAGAUCCAUACAAUGGGAGCGCUAAUGAGUAUUAUAGACGCAUUGAUGCUGCUAUUGAGCAAUGGGAAUUAGUAAAAGAUCUCAAAUAUCGUGGCGACUCACGCAACAUUAUUCCUAUGAUUACACAACUGCUCGAGAUCUCCCCAUGGUCUAUUAAGUUGCGACAGGGGCGCGCCGAUGCUUACAUUGCCAUAAAUGAACUACCCCCUGCCAUUUCCGAUCUCCGUUCAGUGAAUAAACUCUCACAGGACAGCACAGAAGGUUAUUAUCGUAUAGCAUUGCUAUUGUACAAAAUGGGACAGGCUACAAAUGCACUCAAAGAGAUUCGUGAGUGUCUGCAUCUUGACCCCGAACAUAAAGACUGCUUCCCCCUCUACAAAAAGCUGCGAAAAGUGGAAAAGAACUUGUCGAAUGCCGAAAACGCACGUGAGGAAAAAAAUCAUGAGGAUUGUAUAUCUUAUGCUGAGUCUGCGUUAAAGCAAGAGAAGGAGGAGAAAAUGAUCAUAUACGAAGCUAAACGACUGCUGUGCGCCUGUUAUACACGUGACGAACAGUUUGCUAAAGCUUUGAGUCACUGCAAAGAAGCACUCGAAAUAUUGAGCGACCCGCAAUUAUAUUGUGAACGCGCUGAUGCCUACAUAGGCUCAGAGAUGUACGAUGAUGCCAUACAUGAUUAUCAGAAAGCGUUGGAAAUGGACGAGAGUUUACAGCGCGCUAAAGAGGGUAUUGAAAAAGCGAAAAGACUGCAAAAACAAGCGGAACGACGGGAUUAUUACAAAAUUCUUGGGGUAAAACGAAACGCAAAUAAGCAAGAAAUUAUCAAAGCUUACCGCAAAGCAGCCCAAAAAUGGCAUCCAGAUAAUUUCAAAGAUGAUGAAAAGAAGAUUGCUGAAAAGAAGUUCAUCGAUAUUGCGGCAGCCAAAGAAGUGCUGACCGACCCCGAGAAACGAAAACAGUUCGAUAUGGGUCAAGACCCGCUCGAUCCCGAGGCAAAUCAACAAGGGGGCUUCCGUGGCGGUAGUCCAUUUGCGCACUUCCAUCACGGGUCACCGUUCCAAUUCAAAUUCCACUUCAACUAGAUGUACCAUUAUCCUCAGGCAAAAACCAUAGGCAAACAUACAUUAGCACAUACCUAGCCUAAGUCGAUUUGUUGUUAGGUCUUUUCUAUUUUAGAAUAUAAGCGUGUAUAGAACGUGCAUUGCUACUGUUGCCAUGCGAUUAUGCAAGCGCUAACCGUGCAUUAUUUGCAUGCAGUCGCUAUUGUAGGUAUGUUAUUUUUUUGUUUAAUUUAAUGCAUAGCAGAAAUAUAAUAUUUACAAAACUAGCAACCGAUAUGUAGGUAUGUAAUUGGUUUGAGGCGCCCUAUUGGUAAAGUUAGCUCUUAAUUCUAAAUGCUGUAACACAUUAAACGCUCAAAAGACUAUUUGCGUACGCACCUGACUUAUUUGCUUACUAAUCUUAAAGUUUUUUCACGUUACAUCGCGGCGCUUAAACUGAAUACAAUCUGAAUGAAAUAUUUUUCGUAUAAUUUCAAGUAAAUUUAUUUGUAAAUAGUAGGCUAAAUUAAUCAAUAAACUUGUUCUAUUUCUAUUUUUUAUGUUAAAAAGGAAAUAUGUAUGUAUUUAUUUAAGUAACCGUACUAAAUUGGAAAGCUAAAUAAAGCAUUUUAAUGUUAUGAAAAUAAAAUGAAGAAUGUUUAUUACAU
Messenger RNA from Anastrepha ludens (Mexican fruit fly), 2521 nucleotides. RefSeq names its product dnaJ homolog subfamily C member 3 (gene P58IPK). The record is from RefSeq and is a predicted model, not a curated record. NCBI's taxonomy places the organism in Eukaryota, Metazoa, Arthropoda, Insecta, Diptera, Tephritidae. The transcript has 4 exons. Gene Ontology annotation, molecular function: misfolded protein binding; protein-folding chaperone binding. Bases 399 to 1895 code for a protein of 498 amino acids. Gene Ontology annotation, biological process: protein folding in endoplasmic reticulum. Gene Ontology annotation, cellular component: endoplasmic reticulum.